Molecule: messenger RNA, 728 nt
Organism: Neopsephotus bourkii (Bourke's parrot)
Lineage: Eukaryota; Metazoa; Chordata; Aves; Psittaciformes; Psittacidae
Gene: CHURC1
Product: churchill domain containing 1
Exons: 4
Coding region: 34-372 (112 amino acids)
Biological process (GO): fibroblast growth factor receptor signaling pathway; multicellular organism development; positive regulation of DNA-templated transcription
Molecular function (GO): zinc ion binding
Source: RefSeq, a predicted model, not a curated record
CCACGGCGGAAGUCUCGCGAGAGCUGCGGCGGGAUGUGCGGCGGCUGUGUGGGCACCGAGUACCCGGAGCGGGGCACCACGUGCCUGGAGGGCGGCUCCUUCCUGCUCAACUUCGUGGGGUGCGCGCAGUGCGGCCGCCGGGACCUGGUGCUGCUGAGCAACCGCGCGGCCGGGCUGCACGGCGGGGAGGAGAUCGUCACCUACGACCACCUGUGCCGGAGCUGCCACCACCUCAUUGCACGCCACGAGUACACCUUCAGUGUGGUGGAUGAGUACCAGGAAUACACGAUGCUGUGCCUGCUCUGUGGCCGGGCUGAGGACUCCAUCAGCAUCCUCCCUGAUGACCCCAGGCAGAUGACUCCUCUCUUCUGAAGCCAGUUUGGAUCCCAGUAUGAGUCCCUGGGUGUCCCAGCAUCUCCCUUCCCACUCCCCAUCCGCACCAGGAGAUCCCUGGCAUUGGGAUCCCUGUGGGUAAUGUUUUCCUUUACCUGGUUUCUCCAGUCUUCCAGCCUGGAUGUGGUGCAUUCCGGAUGCUUCCAUGCUCCCAUACCCGCAUCCCAGCUCCAGGAAUAAGCAGGAGCACCACAAUCUGAACCCCCCCCCAUGUGCUGAAGACAUGAAGGGGGCCCCAGCAUGUUGUCACCCCACAAAGGGGUCCCAAAGGGUGCUCACCCCACCUCAGGAGCCCACAUGUGUGGGGCAAUAAAUGUGACGUGUUACAGCCUUCA